AUGGGCGGAAAGUACAAGAGUCCACCGCGCAAAAUUUCUCUCGCGCUUGCAAUGCUUGGUCUCGGCCAGGGCGUCGGCGAUCCGAGGGUUCAAGCAGCCACCAGGCUCCGUGAGCCGGGCACAACUUUCGUGCGGAUUUUUAUGCAAGAAGCUUAUGUGUACGUACCUGAGUGCGAGACAUGGCUGCUCUCCUUGCUACCUCUGGCGGUGACAACAUCUCUUCACGUUCAACAUGCAGCAUUGGGAGCCACUGCAGUACCGACUCGCUGUUCGCCUAGUGACGUGCAAGCCGAACCAGCGAUUCCUGAACGAUUGCCGAAUCCACCUCCCGGACAACAAGCGAACGGACAUACGGUCGAAAACGCGCCGUGCAGCAAGUCUUGGUCGUGGUAG
Messenger RNA from Zymoseptoria tritici IPO323, 393 nucleotides. RefSeq lists its product as uncharacterized. Lineage: Eukaryota; Fungi; Ascomycota; Dothideomycetes; Mycosphaerellales; Mycosphaerellaceae. The transcript has 5 exons. Bases 1 to 393 code for a protein of 130 amino acids. The record is from RefSeq and is a predicted model, not a curated record.